Molecule: messenger RNA, 1242 nt
Organism: Physeter macrocephalus (sperm whale)
Lineage: Eukaryota; Metazoa; Chordata; Mammalia; Artiodactyla; Physeteridae
Gene: RPP14
Product: ribonuclease P/MRP subunit p14
Exons: 6
Coding region: 298-672 (124 amino acids)
Biological process (GO): tRNA 5'-leader removal
Cellular component (GO): multimeric ribonuclease P complex; nucleolus
Molecular function (GO): ribonuclease P activity; ribonuclease P RNA binding
Source: RefSeq, a predicted model, not a curated record
GGAUAGCAGGGCGGCUGUUUUCCGGGAGUGGGCUCAGUUGGCCGCACUGGUGACGUAUAGACGCGCGCGCCAGGGGCGCAUGCGCAAGGUGGAGGGACGGCGGGCAGCGAGGAGCGGUCAGAGGUACCUACCGCUCCGGCCGCGGACGCCAAGGGCUGAAGGCGAGACUGGGCCGCGAACCUCCCCGGCUCUCUCUACAACGCGGUCUCAGUCGCGGAGGGCGGCUGAGAGGACCGAACGGGUCACGUGUGCAGAGCGCAUGCGCCCGGACCCGAGGUGUGAUCAGCAUUGGAAAAGAUGCCAGCCCCAGCUGCCACAUAUGAAAGAAUAGUUUACAGAAAUCCCUCUGAGCACCACUACAUGAAAGUCCACCUAGAAUUUCAAGAUCAUGGCAUUGGACUGAAUGCUGCACAGUUCAAACAGCUGCUUAUUUCAGCCCUGAAGGACCUGUUUGGAGAGGUUGAUGCUGCUUUACCCUUGGACAUCCUGACCUACGAAGAGAAGACCUUGUCAGCCAUCUUGAGAAUAUGCAGCAGUGGUCUUGUCAAAUUGUGGAGCUCUUUGACCCUGUUAGGAUCCUAUAAAGGCAAGAAAUGUGCUUUCAGAGUGAUUCAGGUUUCUCCAUUUCUCCUUGCAUUAUCUGGUAACAGUAGAGAACUAGUAUUGAAUUGAAUAGUCUUCAAUUUCAGAAGUAUUCCUCGUUCUCAAAAGUACAUUUUGGUGCCAGCAUAAUGUUUGAAGACUGAAGCAGCCUAAAAGUUCCUGUUGAUGGAAUUUGAGACCUCUGAAGAUGCUCCCAGUAAUUUCCAGCCAUCGCCUUUGGUGGGGUAGGCUUCAGAGGAGUAUCUGCCUGAACCAAGCAGUGCUAAACAGGCAGCACUUACAGCAUGUGCACAUCAGAGUUGGAGACCGGGCUGAACUCAGUAGGGCCUUCACACAGAGGGAUGUGGCUGUCUUCUCAGAAUUAACAGGGGAUGUCAAUCCUUUGCAUUUGGAUGAAGAUUUUGCAAAACACACCAGAUUUGGAAAGACGAUUGUACAUGGAGUUUUGAUCAAUGGACUUAUUUCAGCUCUCCUAGGUACUAAAAUGCCAGGGCCAGGCUGUGUAUUUCUUUCCCAGGAAAUUAACUUUCCAGCCCCUUUAUAUAUUGGGGAAGUUGUUUUAGCUUCUGCAGAAGUGAAAAAGCUGAAGCGGUUCCUUGCUAUUAUUGCAGUGUCAUGUUUUGUACUAGAAAGUAAAAA